CGGACGAUGGCCUGUUGUUUAUCGGCCCCAAACAAAGGGCCCUGCCACCCUCCGCACCUUGGGGCCUGCCAGAUGCCAUGGAGCUGGGCCUGUCUCCACCGCAUCACAGCAGCUCCCCAGAAGACCUGUACCCAGCCCCGGGGACCCCGCCGGGGACUCCCCCGCCGCCCGAUGCCCCCCUUCCUGGGGAGGUGAAGAGGUCCCAGCCUUUGUCCAUCCCGACCAGCAGGAAACUUCGAGAGGAGGAGCUGCGGACAACCUCUCUGCCCUCCAUCCCCAACCCCUUCCCUGAGCUGUGCAGUCCUCCUUCACAAACCCCCAUUACUGGGGGACUCUCCAGUCCAAGGGGGCUGCUCCCCCGAGACACCAGCUGCCCCCAUGUGGUGAAAGUGUAUAGCGAAGACGGGGCCUGCCGGUCCGUGGAGGUGGCGGCAGGUGCCACCGCCCGCUACGUGUGUGAAAUGCUGGUGCAGCGAGCUCACGCCCUCAGUGAUGAGAACUGGGGGCUGGUGGAGUGCCACCCCCAUCUAGCACUGGAGCGGGUGUUGGAGGACCACGAGUCAGUAGUGGAAGUACAAGCCGCAUGGCCAAUCGGCGCAGACAGCCGCUUUGUCUUCCGGAAGAACUUCGCCAAGUACGAACUGUUCAAGAGCUCCCCACACUCCCUGUUCCCGGAGAAGAUGGUCUCCAGCUGCCUGGAUGCACCGACGGGCCUAUCGCACGAAGACCUCAUCCAGAACUUCCUGAAUGCGGGCAGCUUCCCGGAGAUCCAGGGCUUCCUGCAGCUGCGGGGCUCAGGACGGAAGCUUUGGAAGCGCUUCUUCUGCUUCCUGCGCCGCUCUGGCCUCUAUUACUCCACCAAGGGCACCUCCAAGGAUCCGCGGCACCUGCAGUACUUAGCAGAUGUAAACGAGUCCAAUGCGUAUGUGGUGACUCAGGGCCGCAAGCUGUACGGGAUGCCCACGGACUUCGGCUUCUGUAUCAAGCCCAACAAGCUUCGCAAUGGCCACAAGGGGCUGUGCAUCUUCUGCAGUGAGGACGAGCAGAGCCGCACCUGCUGGUUAUCUGCCUUCCGCCUCUUCAAGUAUGGGGUGCAGCUGUAUAAGAAUUACCAGCAGGCACAGUCUCGCUACCUGCGCCCGUCCUGUGUGGGGUCCCCACCCCUGAGGAGUGUCUCGGACAACACCCUGGUGGCGAUGGACUUCUCUGGCCACACGGGGCGCAUCAUCGAGAACCCCCAGGAGGCUCUGAGUGUCGCCCUGGAGGAAGCCCACGCCUGGCGGAAGAAGACGAACCACCGUUUCAGCCUGCCCACCCCAUGUUCCAGCACCAGCCUCAGUGCAGCCAUCCACCGAACCCAACCCUGGUUCCAUGGACGGAUUUCCCGCGAGGACAGCCAGCGGCUCAUCUCCCAGCAAGGCCUGGUUGACGGACUGUUCCUGGUGCGGGACAGCCAGCGGAACCCGCAGGGCUUUGUCCUGUCGCUGUGCCAUCUGCAGAAAAUCAAGCAUUAUCUUAUCCUGCCGAGGGAGGAGGAUGCAGCCGCUGCUGCUUUGAGGAGGGAGCGGGAUGGAGACAGCCACCCACUGUUCUCUCCAAGGCUGAGCGUCCGCUACCGAGAGGGCAUGUUGGGUGUGUUUGAUGUUACAAUACAGACGGGCUGCAGGGCCAGUGCCCUCUCCCUGCCCUGGGUGGUGAGACUGGACAACCUGCUGCAGAGCCUCCCAACAGUCCGGUGGCGCUGA
Molecule: messenger RNA, 1745 nt
Organism: Myotis davidii
Lineage: Eukaryota; Metazoa; Chordata; Mammalia; Chiroptera; Vespertilionidae
Gene: GRB7
Product: growth factor receptor bound protein 7
Exons: 16
Coding region: 78-1745 (555 amino acids)
Biological process (GO): signal transduction
Source: RefSeq, a predicted model, not a curated record